GAGAGAGAGACACAGACUAUAUAUACAUAUGGGUGUGUGUGUGGUGGUGUUUUUUUUAAAGACUUGUUUACGCAUUUACAAACAAACGAACGAAUAACAAAUCUGAAAAGGGAAAAUACUUCCCUCGUCGGUAAAUAAAAAAGUGUUACUCGGUCGCAAGUUUUUUAAAAAGGGAAGGGUUUUUUUUUUGCGUCUGCUGUAAACAAGUUCUUAAUAUAAAAUACAGUUUCACUUUCAAAGUGAAUGAUAGCUACUCGUCUCUCCUCUCUGUUUUCAUGUAACAACACACCGGUCGAACAGCUGCUGAACUAGAGUACUGGAACAGGGUUCAGACCCCCGUGAUUUAGACUAACUUCUCCACCCAAAAAACUGAAAAUGCGUUCCAGUUGUAGCUGCAUAUCAGAAGAUGCAGUCGCUUGGUUUAGCUGAUGUGUUAAUUUAAACGCGAAAACAAAUAUUUGCAGUACCUUCUUAAAUGCGAUAUGCCUUGGCUAAUUUUAAGAAAUCUAUUUCCCAGCGUUUUUCGCGUGUGGCGCUCACAUGAAACAGAUAUGCAGAUAUUUCGAAAACAACAGACGCCUCCAGCCUUUGCAGAGUGUAGGAUCUGGGUGUUUUAUUAAACACCGUGUCGAUAAAACACAACCCAACCCGAUUUUACAGCGCCUCCGCGGUCCUGUGCGCUGGAACCGGGCGCUGUUUUUGCCUUUUGAACUCUUGCCUGUUUGGAGCGCCGCUGUGCUCUUGCGAAGGUCACCCAGCAGACUGUAUUAAUAACUCAGGAGCUGGACCCUGACGUGGGAACACAGCUGUUUUUCAAUUCCAAUUCAUUUUUAAAAAUCUAUAUCCUCUCCCUUAUCUUAAUCCAUUCCAACACACCAUUGAUCAAAAUCGGGGUUGACAGGCUAGAAUGAGCUUCUCACAACCCUGGCAACAAAAUCACUUCAAUCGAAGCCACUGUUUUAGUCCACAAAUAAAACUGGCUUUCAAGUGAAAGCAGCUGAAGGAUCUCAACAGCUAUUGUGCCUCCUAAGGUAUCUAUUCCAAUUCCUUUCAAUUUGAAUUGGAAUUGGAAUUGACAGAAGCCUGAUCAUGCAGGUCUGGAUUCAGUGCGUGCCCGUACCGUGCAGUAAGCUGUUAGAAAUAAAAGGCCGCUGUGCUGCAUGUGACCCUCGAUUGUCUUGUCAGUGUGAACCUGGCUGCCCCCCGCUGUGUGUCUGCUGACCCGGCAGGGUGCCCUAACUUCUCAUGUGCCAGGACGGUCUCUCCAAAAUACCCAGCCUUGUCAAGUAGACAAACAAACACACAAACUUACAUUAUUUUGACGUAUUUCAAAACUUCAACAAACUAACAAAAAUGAAACCGGCAAAACUAAAUCUAGUGUGAUUUAGUUCCCGGCUGGCUCCCUGUUUUGAGGAGUUGAUUCCUGAGACACCCCUGAUCCACCUCUUCUGGAAGGAAGUCCAUAGAAAUUUGUUGAGGGCAGAUUGUGGCUGUGGUUUAAGUCACAUGAAGGCUUCAAGGCGUGGCAGACGUGUUGUGGGGAUCGAUUCUGGAUCACAGUUAGCCUCACAAGAUCCCACCUCUUGCAGCGUUGAAAACCUCCUGCCAUGCAUAAAGCACCCAGUCAAGACAUUGGAUAUUGGGGGUGAAUCUUGACGAAACCUUGCUUGUCAAUAAGACUUACUGCUCCAGAGUUCGUCAAAGUAUCGAUUUGCUCUAAAUAUACUUUAUUGUGUUUCAGUUUUUUUUGCACGAAGGAAUUUCUUCUUCAAAAAAGGCCACCGCGGUGCAUCGUUGCCUAAUCAAGUUGGUUGUCACAGCCAGCCUUGUCGUGCAAAAUCCUGAAAUUAAACGCUGUGAUGUUUUAAAGAUGUGAAAACUCUGUAGCGGUUGAAAUAAGAGAGUUGUUUUUAUUUUUUUUGCCCCCCUGGCGUAGACACAAAGCAUGCCUCUGGGGUGGCGGAGAGCGUUUGCUGUGCUUCUCGUACAGGUGUGAAAAGACAGAAAGAGGAAGACACGGUCGAGCUGGCUCCCUGUGGCCAGCGCCUGUUUUUCAUUUUCUAAAGAACUUUACGAAGGGGACAGAGCCCAAGAAUGACAUGCACAAGAAGGAGGAAACCAAACACUGGGGGAGAUUUCCCAGCCAUCGCCGUCCCGUCUAUGAAGGGCCACGGAUACCUGGACUACACCAUUGAGAGCCACCCCUCCAAGGCCCUGGAGAGAAUGGACGAGUUCCGCAGGCAUGACCAGCUCUGUGACCUCAUCCUUCACGUCACCUACAAGGACCAGCGAGAGGAAUUCCGGGUGCACAAGCUGGUCCUGGCGUCCUGCAGCUCCUACUUCAAGGCCAUGUUCACAGGUGACUUCAAGGAGUGCCACGCCUCGGAGGUGACGAUCCGGGACGUGGCCCCCUGCGUGAUGCAGCGUCUCAUCGAGUUCGCGUACACGGCGCGUGUCACGGUGGGGGAGAAGUGCGUCCUGCACGUGCUGCUGGCUGCCACGCGCUACCAGAUGGAGGACGUGGCCAAGGCCUGCUGCGACUUCCUGGCCAAGAACCUGGAGCCCGCCAACGUCAUCGGCAUCGCCAACUUCGCAGAGCAGAUCGGCUGCAAGGAGCUGCACCAGAGAGGGAGAGAGUACAUCAACACGCACUUCAGCAAGGUGACGAAAGAGGAGGAGUUCUUUAACCUGUCCCACUGCCAGCUGCUGGACCUCAUCAGCCAGGACAGCCUGAAGGUUCUGUGCGAGUCCGAGGUGUACAAGGCCUGCAUCGAGUGGGUGCGCUGGGACCCGGAGGGGCGGGCGCAGUACUUCCACGCCCUGCUCAACGCUGUGCAGAUCUACGCCCUGCCGCCCAGGUUCCUCCAAGCCCAGCUGCAGGAGUGCCCCAUCCUGAGCAAGGCCAACUCCUGCAGGGACUACCUGUCCAGGAUCUUCCAGGAGAUGGCACUGCACAAACCUCUGCCGCCCCCCAGGCUGAGGGGGAACAAGCUCAUCUACCUGGCCGGGGGCUACCUGCAGCAGUCGCUGAGCUCCAUGGAGGCCUGCGACCCUCGCAUGGGGCAGUGGACCAGGCUGGCCAGCAUGGACGCCCCCCGCAGCGGCCUGGGCGCCUGCGUGCUCUUCGGGCUGUUCUUCGUGGUGGGCGGGCGGAACAACUCCCAGCAGGAGCACACGGACUCGGCCUCACUCGCCUGCUACAACCCCAUGACCAACCAGUGGACCCAGCGGGCAUCGCUCAACGUGCCCAGGAACCGCGUCGGGGUCGGCGUGAUCGACGGGGGCAUUUACGCGGUGGGGGGGUCCCACGGGUCGGUGCACCACCGCAGCGUUGAAAAAUACGACCCUGAAACGAACCAGUGGACCUUCGUGGCGCCCAUGUCGGUGGGGCGGAUUGGUGCUGGAGUGGCCGUCUGCAACGGGCUGCUGUACGCGGUGGGGGGCUUCGACGGGGAGAGCCGCUGGGACAGUGUGGAGCGCUACCACCCCGACACCAACACCUGGCAGCCUGUAGCGUCUAUGGGAUCCAUCCGCAGUGGAGCCGGGGUCGUCAGCUUUGAGAGUUGCGUGUAUGCGGUGGGCGGGUACGAUGGCACAGCGCAGCUCAGCAGCGUGGAGCGCUACAGCGUGGCCAGUGACCGCUGGGAGCCCGUCUCUCCCAUGAAGAACCGUCGCAGUGCUCACGGAGUGACCGUGUACCAGGGCAAGAUCUACGCACUGGGGGGCUUCAACCAGGAGGGCUUCCUGUCCAGCGUGGAGUGCUACAGCCCAGAGAGUGACGAGUGGACGCAGCUGGCCGACAUGCCCCGGAGACGCAGCGGGAUGGGCGUGGCCGUUACCAUGGAGCCCUGCCCUGGCAACCUGGAUGAGUGGGAGGGGCAAGAGGAGGAGGAGGAGGGGGGCGGUGAUGGAUGAGCCAGACAGAGGGACUGGGUUGAAAACGCUGCCUCUACCAUCUUCCAGUUUGUUUGAUUUGUAAAGCUUGAAAAUGUAUAAAUGUCCUAAUUUACCUUGUAUAUUGAAUUUAUAUGUAAUAAUAUUAAUAGUGCCAAUAAUAAUAAUAAUAUAUUGUGUAACAGCAUGCAAGGCAAAGUGUACAGAAAGCGCUGUGCUGUAAAUAGGUAAAGUAUUUACACACUAUUUUGGAGAAUCAAUAAAUGAAGGUGCUUGUUGUA
Messenger RNA from Polyodon spathula (Mississippi paddlefish), 4175 nucleotides. Its product is annotated as kelch-like ECH-associated protein 1A. The record is from RefSeq and is a predicted model, not a curated record. Gene Ontology annotation, molecular function: protein binding. The transcript is spliced from 7 exons. Lineage: Eukaryota; Metazoa; Chordata; Actinopteri; Acipenseriformes; Polyodontidae. Bases 2095 to 3915 code for a protein of 606 amino acids.